Oikopleura dioica is the source of this 822-nucleotide messenger RNA. Lineage: Eukaryota; Metazoa; Chordata; Appendicularia; Copelata; Oikopleuridae. The record is from the annotation of a GenBank genome assembly.
AUGUUCAGAGGAAUCAAAAAAGAGUUUGUGUCUUCUUAUGGCCUACUUAUAAAAUGUGAUUAUUGUAACUGGGCAGUGCCAAAAGCCGCAGUUAUCGAUGAGCAAAUAAGUCUAUGCGAGUUUUGCGCAGAAAAAGCAGACUCGUCUGAAAGUCGAAAGUUCAAAUUUGGAAACUGCUCGGAAUCCGUUUUCAAAUGCCCGGCAUCGCUUUCUGGAGAACAUUGUGGAGCAAAUGAUCUGACUUUCAGGGAGUUUAUUCUUGGCGCCUGCUGCGAGGCGGCAGCUAAUGGAGUUCAAGAUGUUGGGAUAUGCGACAGAAUCAAAUUGACAGAAAAGUAUCUUCAAAUGGCCAAAAAGACUGUACAGAAGGUGAAAGAACUGAGUAUCGAGGCAGAUCAAGUGGCGGAGAAAGCGAUCAAAGAUUUCGAGGGCGUCAAAAAUACGUUCAGCGAAAUAAUGACUGAUACACAAGACUAUAUCGAUGCCAAUUCAGCCCUUGAAGAAGAAAUUUGCCAGGUAGAAGCCCUUUUACUAACGAGCAUCAACUUUGAUAAGGGUCCGAUGAGAACAGCGAGCGACAGUAUCAAGUCAAUUAUUGGCAUGGAAAUGAACGUUGCUGAAAUCGUAAAAACUUCCGCAGAAGGAGCUCGAAAACGACUCGAGUUUGCUCUGAAAGAUCUUGAAAGAAUCGAGAAAAGAAAAGCCCUUCUUCUUUCAGAAGCAAGUCUGAAGACUUAUAAAAUUGAUCCAGCAGAGCAUCAAAAAGACAAUUAUGAAAAUGCUUCGAAAAUUCGCGUCACAAGAGUGCGGAAACUCCGAUGA